Magallana angulata is the source of this 1424-nucleotide messenger RNA. RefSeq names its product exportin-2-like. Gene Ontology annotation, cellular component: cytosol; nuclear envelope. The record is from RefSeq and is a predicted model, not a curated record. The coding region runs from base 173 to 1417 and encodes 414 amino acids. Lineage: Eukaryota; Metazoa; Mollusca; Bivalvia; Ostreida; Ostreidae. The transcript has 12 exons. Gene Ontology annotation, biological process: protein export from nucleus; protein import into nucleus. Gene Ontology annotation, molecular function: small GTPase binding; nuclear export signal receptor activity.
AGAGCAAUUUCAUUCGAAUUUGCGCCUGAUUUUUCAGUUUGAACAACGUGAUAUUUUUGAAUCAAGAAAUAGGAAGUUUUUGAAGACAUUUUUUGAAAAUUAACUAAUUUAUUUCAUUAUUAGAAUUCUUACACAUUUACAUUGUAUGGAUAUACUAUAAAUAAGACAGAGAAUGGAAGUAUCUGACGCCAACUUGCAGGCCUUGGCAGGAUAUUUACAACAGACACUUUCCCCAGACAUAUCUGUGAGAAAGCAAGCUGAGCAGUUUCUGGAGUCAGUAGAGGGAAAUCAGAACUAUGGACUUCUUCUCCUAACCCUGUUAGACAGAGAUGGAGUUGAGCCCCACAUUCGUGUCAGUGCAGCGGUCACAUUCAAAAAUUUUAUCAAACGCAACUGGAGAGUGGCUGAUACUGACAAGAUUCAUGACAAUGAUCGAAACACCAUCAAACAGCAGAUUGUGGGAUUGAUGUUAAAAAGUCCUGAGCAAAUACAAAAACAGUUGAGUGAUGCUAUCAGCAUAAUAGGAAGAGAAGACUUCCCAGACAAAUGGCCAAAUCUCAUCAUGGAAAUGGUUGAGAAAUUUCAGACCGGGGACUUCUAUGUUAUCAAUGGAAUUCUGCAUACAGCCCAUUCUUUGUUUAAAAGAUAUCGACAUGAAUUCAAAUCUCAAAAACUCUGGGAGGAAAUCAAAUUUGUCCUGGAAAAUUUUGCAAAGCCUUUCACUGAGCUCUUCAAUGCAACAAUGGACUUGGCAACAAAGCAUGCCUCUGACCCCAGUGCUCUAAAAGUUAUAUUCAGCUCCAUUGUCCUUAUUUGCAAAAUAUUCUACAGUCUAAAUUUUCAGGAUUUGCCAGAACAUUUUGAAGACAACAUGAGCAUAUGGAUGACCCAUUUUCUGACACUGUUGAGUGCUGACAACAAAAUUCUACAGACACAAGACGAGGAAGAAGCUGGCCUGUUAGAGCAAGUGAAGUCUCAGAUCUGUGACAAUGUGGCACUCUAUGCUCAGAAGUACGACGAAGAGUUCUCUCCUCAGUUACCCGCUUUUGUCACCGCCAUCUGGAAUCUCCUGAUCUCGACUGGACUACAAGUGAAGUACGACGAUCUGGUGAGCAAUGCUAUCCAGUUUCUGGCUUCUGUUGCCGAGCGUCCGUCGUACAAACACCUCUUUGAAGACCCUGCUACUCUUGCCAGUAUCUGUGAAAAAGUCAUUGUUCCAAACAUGCAGUUCAGAGAUGCUGAUGAGGAGCUGUUUGAGGAUAAUCCGGAGGAGUACAUCAGGAGAGACAUUGAAGGAUCAGAUGUGGACACCAGGAGACGGGCGGCCUGUGACCUUGUACAGGCCCUCUGUAAGUCGUUUGAGGGGCCGGUCAUUCAGAACUUCUCCCAGUAUGUCCAGGGACUGCUACAGGUAUAGAUUAUCA